This is a messenger RNA of Alternaria metachromatica, 357 nucleotides long. RefSeq lists its product as uncharacterized. The transcript is spliced from 3 exons. Gene Ontology annotation, biological process: ubiquitin-dependent protein catabolic process. Gene Ontology annotation, cellular component: elongin complex. Lineage: Eukaryota; Fungi; Ascomycota; Dothideomycetes; Pleosporales; Pleosporaceae. Bases 1 to 357 code for a protein of 118 amino acids. Gene Ontology annotation, molecular function: protein-macromolecule adaptor activity. The record is from RefSeq and is a predicted model, not a curated record.
AUGGCAGACGACAAGCCUACCGAAUACGUCACCCUCGUCUCAAACGACGGCUUCGAGUUCAAGAUCCUCCGCUCGGCAGCAUGCAUAGCAGGAACGAUCAAGAAAGCACUGGAUCCACUUUCUGGCUUCCGGGAAAACGCACAGAAUCGCGUUGACUUGCCUACGAUCAAGUACGUCUACUCAGACCAUGCCUUCCUCGCAUUCUCGCUCCAGAAGGUCUGCGAGUACCUCUACUACAACCAGAAGCACGCGGAAAGUAAAGACGUGUCGGAUAUGGAUAUCCCGCCUGAGCUUUGUUUAGAGUUGUUGAUUGCGGCGGAUUAUCUUGAUGGUAUGUCUGCAGAUUUUGAAAUGUGA